Molecule: messenger RNA, 1223 nt
Organism: Tricharina praecox
Lineage: Eukaryota; Fungi; Ascomycota; Pezizomycetes; Pezizales; Pyronemataceae
Exons: 2
Coding region: 182-982 (266 amino acids)
Biological process (GO): regulation of transcription by RNA polymerase II
Cellular component (GO): transcription regulator complex; PcG protein complex
Molecular function (GO): DNA-binding transcription factor activity, RNA polymerase II-specific; RNA polymerase II cis-regulatory region sequence-specific DNA binding
Source: RefSeq, a predicted model, not a curated record
GAGAAACUUUCAUCUCAUCUUCCUCCGCCACCACAACCAACAACCACAACCACAACCACAACCACUACUACUACUACCACUGCCACUGCCACUGCCACUACCACACCCACUACCCACAAUCCACAACCACACAACAACAAUAACCCCAUCUCCGACAACUACAGCAGUGCAGCAGUGCAACAUGAACCUCCCGAGCAUCGUCCACCACUCCCCCGCCGGCGGUCGGCCGCUAUCGGAACACUAUGGAGGACGUUCGGUGCACCAGUAUGUCGCACAACAGCCACAUGCCUACCCUUCGCGUCCGCCAGCGCCACCGCCCUCACCACCGGUCGAGGACAACGCCAAAUGCUCGCUGCCUUCGAUCUCUACGCUGCUGGUGUAUGCGGACAUCGCCCAGCCCCACCCGAAUGCAGCAGCAGCGACCGAUAGACAGCAGAGCCAGCCUCCGCGGGGGAACCUGCCACCGACACCCCCGAUGCGCCCCGAUUCCGUCUUUGAGGGCGGUACCACCUCAUCGCCCACAAUGUCAUCGGCAUCGCCAUCGAGCUAUUACUACCCUGCACCCGCCCACCACCACGCCAGCCACCGAAACUCAUACCCUCCAGCCCAGAAGCCCAUGUACCCAUCACCGACAGAAACAACAUAUGCUGCGCAGCACCACUUCUACCCCUCGCAACACGCCGACCUGUACAGCAAGCAGCAGCAGCUGAUGGUGCCUCUGGUUGUGGCACCACCUUCGAGCUCGAACCCGUGGCACCACCACCAUCAUCAGUCGCCGGCUUCCCACGCUUCGUUCCCGCAAUCGCAGGACCGAUACAUCUGCCCCACCUGCAACAAGGCGUUCUCGAGACCGAGCAGUUUACGGAUUCACAGCCACAGUCAUACCGGGGAGAAGCCGUUCAAAUGUCCCCAUCACGGCUGCGGCAAGGCGUUCAGUGUGCGAAGCAAUAUGAAGAGGCACGAGAGGGGCUGCCAUCAAUAGCGGGGCGGGGAGGGGCAUCGAUCAAUCGACAAGACGGGCCCAGGGGGCCAUCAUGGACAGCUGGUUCGAUCCACCAGCUGCUAAAAAACUACAGAAUAAUGGAGGCCGUCGAUGACAUCUAGCCUAAGCUAUGCACGGCGGCCAGUGAAUGCUUUCCCUUUUUCUUGUGAAUUAUUUUACCCGAUUUUUCUUACUUAUUUUUUAACUAUUGGUCAUACCCGGUUUCUUUUGUAUGCACCUG